AUGAAUGAGUCACGACCGAAGAUCGAUACCUCCAUGCUCGACCUGAAGGAUACGGUCGUGUCGAUCAACCGGGUUACCAAGGUGGUCAAGGGCGGCAAGAACCUGAGCUUCAGCGCGCUGGUCGUCGUUGGCGACGGGUUCGGGCAUGUCGGCUUUGCGGUCGGCAAGGCCAAGGAAGUGCCGUCGGCCAUCAAGAAGGGGAUCGAGGCGGCCAAGAAGACGCUCGUGCGCGUUCCGCUGCAGGGGACGACCAUCCCGCAUACGAUCGUGGGUCGAUUCGGCGCCGGGAGCGUACUGUUGAAGCCGGCGCCCGAGGGGACCGGCAUCAUCGCCGGCGGCGCCGUGCGGGCGGUUGUGGAGGCGGCCGGCAUACACAACAUCCCUGACCAAGUCGCUCGGCUCCGACAACCCGCACAAUGUGGUGCGCGCCACCUUCGUAGGCCUGUCGGAACUGAAGGACCCGGUGACGGUUGCCCGCCUGCGCGGCGUCGAUCUGUCGCUGGUCGGCGGCGAGACGGCGGUGCCGGGGCGGGGGACGGGUGA
This is a messenger RNA of Geodia barretti, 543 nucleotides long. The record is from the annotation of a GenBank genome assembly. Lineage: Eukaryota; Metazoa; Porifera; Demospongiae; Tetractinellida; Geodiidae.